Molecule: messenger RNA, 1223 nt
Organism: Scleropages formosus (Asian bonytongue)
Lineage: Eukaryota; Metazoa; Chordata; Actinopteri; Osteoglossiformes; Osteoglossidae
Product: metalloproteinase inhibitor 2-like
Exons: 6
Coding region: 136-798 (220 amino acids)
Biological process (GO): negative regulation of endopeptidase activity; response to cytokine; response to hormone
Cellular component (GO): extracellular matrix
Molecular function (GO): protease binding; metalloendopeptidase inhibitor activity
Source: RefSeq, a predicted model, not a curated record
GAUCUCAGCGAAAAGAAGAGGACCAUAGAAGGUCGUGGGAGACGGCGGACCUGGGCGCUUGCAAGCAAUCCCGCUGCUGGAUUUUCCUCUGCAUCACUUCCGAGCAGAAAGUCAGAGAGAGCGAGGCGCGGAGCCAUGAGCACGAUGGUUAGUGGCGUGUUGGCCGCCGCCGUGCUGCUGCUGCUGUGGCGCGUGGACAGGAUGACAGAGGCGUGCAGCUGCUCGCCCGUGCACCCGCAACAGGCGUUCUGCAACGCGGACAUCGUAAUCAGGGCAAAAGUAGUCGGAGGGAGAGAGGUAGAUUCCGGAAAUGACAUCUAUGGCAAUCCUAUCAAGAGGACUCAGUAUGAGAUCAAACAGGUCAAGAUGUUCAAAGGACCGGACAGGGACAUUGAGUCUGUUUUCACUGCGCCGUCCUCCUCGGUGUGUGGGGUCACUCUGGAGUACAAUGGCAAGAAGGAGUACCUGAUUGCAGGCAAGGCAGAGGGUGACGGAGCCAUGCAUGUGACCCUUUGUGACUUCAUCGUACCUUGGGAUUCCCUGACUGCUACUCAGAAGAAGAGCUUGACUCAGCGCUAUGAGAUGGGCUGUGACUGCAAGAUCACCCGCUGUACAUCUAUGCCCUGCACCAUUGGCUCCCCAGAGGAGUGUCUGUGGACAGAUUGGGUGCUGGAGAAGAGCAUGAGUGGCAGUCAAGCCUCCCACUACGCGUGCAUCAAAAGAAGCGAUGGCUCCUGCGCCUGGUACCGUGGCACGGCCCCUCCCAAGAACGACUUCCUGGAUAUCGAAGACCCUUAACAUGAAAAUUGGCUGCACCUCCCAAUUAGAAAUGCCUACUCAAAACUAAAAACAAAGAAGCUAAAUGUGACUAAUAAUGAUCAUGAUGAUGAGGAUGAAGACAGAUAUGCUCGGAGGUGGGGGGGGGUGGGUGGGCUCAUUCAUAACUUCAGUGCAGUGUGAGAUGCAACUUGAGUGCCACUUCCUCUGGAAAGUUGGCUUGGAGAAACGGUGUCACCAUGUGAGGGGCAGUCUUGUGUUGAGAGCACUCUCCCCCAAGAAGCGCUUAACCCCUCUUUUAUUAUUAAUAAUAAACUCAUAACCAAGUUUACAGCCCCAGUGAAAUUCAAUGAAUCCUUCCCACACAUUGUUUUCAGUGACACAUAAUUCCUAACCCGAGACUCUCUUUAGCCGAAUUUAACUGAGAAAAGUUAAACGUGACAUGG